This is a messenger RNA of Papilio polytes (common Mormon), 1423 nucleotides long. RefSeq names its product protein FAM102A. The transcript is spliced from 9 exons. The annotation marks the transcript as partial. The record is from RefSeq and is a predicted model, not a curated record. NCBI's taxonomy places the organism in Eukaryota, Metazoa, Arthropoda, Insecta, Lepidoptera, Papilionidae.
CUGUGGUGUGUCGAGCAAUGGCCGACAGAAAAAGACUGUCUCGGUAACGCAUCGCGAGUGUCUAUUUUUCAUAUUGAAAAACAUUUUUAUUACAUCGCGUAUCAUUAUCAAAUGUGAAUAUUUGUGAAUAAGCAGUUGUGUUGCAUUUGACUGUGAUGCUUAAAGUGGUUGUAUAUGAACGGCUAAUAGUUGUGUGAUUUGUGAAAUUUUUGUUAUUGGUGACGUGAAGGGCGCGUACCGUCGCGGGAGGCGCGUGCGUUUGCACUCAACUUUUGACAACACGCCACGUUACUGCCGCCGGCCGCUAUGCGACGGCCCGGGCUUCGGCCGCCUCGUACCGCCAGCUUCCCCGAUGACAAUCUAAUUAGUCUACCAUUUUACUUCUUCAAAUAACUAGGCUGUGCAGUUCGCUUCCUAAUACGUUCAUUUGCAAGUGCGUUUUCGCGACACAUGUAAAGUGAAGUGCUUGUGCUAGUGCGUACCAAAAACUGAUUCGAUCAGGUCUUGUUCAGUUUGGUCCGUACCAAACGGGUCCAGUGCGUCCUGAGCCGGGUGGGUUCGGAGCGCGCGAGUGCGGGCCCUCUGCCCGGGGCCCGAUGUGUGCGGCGUCAUGGCGUUCAUGACGAAGAAGAAGCGAUACAAGUUCGGGGUCCAGUGCUGCCUCGAGGAACUGACGGAAGUGCCCUUCGUCUCUGCAGUGCUCUUCGCAAAGGUCCGUCUGUUGGACGGGGGCAACUUUCAGGAUCAUUCGAGCAGGGAGGAGGUGUGCAACCACUCGGUGCGGUGGAACGCACAGUUCUCUUUCGUGUGCAAGAUGUGCGCCAACGCCAACACCGGCGUGCUCGAGCCCGCCUUGCUGCGCGUCUCCGUGCGCAAGGAGUGCAAGGGCGGGCGGUCAUAUCAGAAGCUGGGCUUCUGUGACGUGAAUCUGGCGGAGCUGGCGGGAGCGGGCGAAGCGACGCGCCACUGCCUGCUGGAGGGCUACGACCCGCGCCGCCGCCAGGACAACUCGGUGCUGCGAUUGCGUAUUAAGAUGAACAUGAUCUCCGGCGAUCCCCUUUUCAAAGUGCCGGAGCGCAAGCAAGAGGUGACGGAGGGCGGCGACAGCGGUGCGGAGAGCGCCGCGCCGCCCGACGACGACUGCGCCUGCUCCACCAACAGCUCCGGCUUCGGUUCGCUCACCGGCGCCAAACCGCAUGUUCCAGUGUCAGAGGGUAUGACGCCGCCGACGAUAGCGGCGCUGGCGGGCAGCGAGCCGCCGCCCGACCACGAGGACACGCCCGUGCCCGACUACAACGCGGUGAGCGGGACCACGGCGCCGUGCGCGUCGUGCCAGCAGCACACGCACUCGCGCAACUCCUCCAACACGUCGGGCGACAUGAGCAGCAAGGCGUCGGGUUACGGCAGCUCGGUGUCGGCCGCC